GAGGAGGGAAGGUGAAGGACCGAGGGAGAAGCCCUGAGGCGAGGAAAUGCGGUGGAUUAAGGCGUCUCCCCAUGAUCCAUCCCCACGUGCGGGGCUGCGUGUCUAACACGCGUGUCUCCCUCCAUUAGGGCCUGGGCGGGCCCCCUCAGCCAGGGCUGCCCAGCUGACGGGCGCAAGACCCUCGCCUUCUGACGGAGGGGAGGCCGGGGAGGGAGGCAUAAAUACCAGGCCCCUCAGAGGAGAGGAGAGGAGAGAUACCAAAGGGCGCCCUUUCCUUGGGCAAAGUGUGGCCCCUUUCCCUCUCCUCUCAAAAUGGAGGACCAUUCGACAGACGCCUCUUGGUACCAAAACGGCGAGCCCUUCCCGGUGCCUCCAGGGAGCGGCCCAGCGAGGGAGAAAAGGGCGCCCUUCCCUCCCAGGCAGCGCCCCCGCCUCCGCCACCCGGCCGACGGAUGGGCCCUGGGGCGCCAGGAGGAGGAGGAGGAGGAGGAGGAAGGGGAGGAAGGAGAAGGGCUGCCCGCCUUGGAGGGCGCCUAUGCCGCCAUUCUGUCAGGGCUGGGCGAGGACCCGGCCAGGCAAGGCCUCCGAAGGACCCCUCGCCGGGCCGCCAAGGCCAUGCAGUUCCUGACCAAAGGCUACCAAGAAAACGUCGGAGAAAUACUCAACGAUGCUAUUUUUGAUGAGGACCAUGAUGAGAUGGUGAUUGUGAAGGAUAUCGAGAUGUUUUCCCUUUGUGAGCAUCACCUGGUUCCUUUCUUUGGCAAGGUCCACAUUGGAUAUUUACCAAGGAAGAAAGUGGUUGGCUUAAGCAAACUUGCAAGAAUUGUUGAAAUAUUUAGCCGAAGGCUUCAAGUCCAGGAGCGACUCACCAAACAGAUUGCUUUAGCCAUCACUGAAGCUCUGAAGCCAGUUGGAGUUGCUGUGGUCAUGGAAGCAUCGCACAUGUGUAUGAUCAUGCGAGGCGUUCAGAAAAUGAACAGCAAAACUGUGACAAGCACCAUGUUCGGAGUCAUGCGAGAAGAUCCAAAAACCAGGGAGGAAUUUCUCGCCUUGAUCAAGAGUUAAACGGCAACAGCUUGUGCUGCUCUGUGGGUUUGGACAAAGCAGUUGCCAAAACAUAAUUGCUUUAUGUGAGCCAGGUCCCCCCCCCCUCCAAGUCUGUGUAGCAUAGGGGAAAAAUCUAACAGUGUCACAACUUUAUUCUCCCUUCUGGGUAACACCUUACAGUGUUGGUAAAUAUUUGCUACAGAAUGCAAGUACCUUACUCCAUUUUAUAGAAAAGAAACAAGGCAUGCCCAGAGAUUGAAGUAAGUACCAUCAGUUAUUUUAUUUAAAAAAACUAACAACACCACACACAAUAAUAUCAUUUUAAUGCCAUUGUAACUGCCAUGACUUCAUUGCAUAGAAUCCUAGGAUUUAUAGUUUUGUAAGGUAUUUCAGAAUCUCUCUUAGAAAGAUCUAGUGCCACAGCAAAGUAUAAAUCCCAGGAUUCCAUAGGAUGAAGUCGAGGCACCAGAAGUGGAACCAAAGCACUAUGGCUAUGUAGUACAUAUGUGAAAUAAACCUAAGACAUAACUGAGUUACAUUAUGGCUGUAAUGUAAAGAGGAAUGUCACAUUUUUUGCAGCAUAAUUGCUACCGUUUUACAAACAGAUAUCAGUCAGUGAUACCUUUAUUGGCCAACUGAAAUGCACAAUAUGCUUGUUGUAAACUUUUGAAGCUCCAUGGGCUUAUUCAUCAGGCAAGAUUUUACAAACCAAACAGGAGGGGUAAAAACAAUUGGAG
This is a messenger RNA of Sceloporus undulatus (fence lizard), 1784 nucleotides long. RefSeq names its product GTP cyclohydrolase 1-like. Gene Ontology annotation, biological process: tetrahydrofolate biosynthetic process; tetrahydrobiopterin biosynthetic process. The transcript is spliced from 6 exons. Gene Ontology annotation, molecular function: GTP cyclohydrolase I activity; zinc ion binding; GTP binding. Lineage: Eukaryota; Metazoa; Chordata; Lepidosauria; Squamata; Phrynosomatidae. The record is from RefSeq and is a predicted model, not a curated record. Bases 313 to 1065 code for a protein of 250 amino acids. Gene Ontology annotation, cellular component: cytoplasm.